Messenger RNA from Adineta steineri, 825 nucleotides. NCBI's taxonomy places the organism in Eukaryota, Metazoa, Rotifera, Eurotatoria, Adinetida, Adinetidae. The record is from the annotation of a GenBank genome assembly.
AUGCUCUGGGGUAAAUUUUCAAGAAAUUCAUCAUUGAUCAAACAAGAAUCAUCACUUAUUCUUGAUAAUAUGAAUAAUAAUGGUGAAUUACAAUCAAUACCAACAACAAAUACAUCAUUUAUCGAUCGAUAUCAUACUGAUUUAGAAACAAUGAUUGAUUCAUUUGUUACAUCAGUUGAUAGUCUAUCAUCAAUUCGACCAUCAACAAUAAAACAACGACGGAUUAUAUCACCAUUAAAAUAUCCACGUCGUGUAGCAUCAAACUCAUCAUCAUCAUCAUCAUUGAUUACAUUUGAUCGUGAUCCAGCAGCUACAGAAACAACCGAGCAUUUAACAGAUGAACUUCGAUGGUUAUUAAUUCAAUAUGGACCACAUCAACCACGUGAUGAUGAUGAACAAUUUUUAGCAAGUGCAGUAGCAACAUCUAAUGGAAAAGGAACUAUACGUUUUCGUGGAAAAUGGUUCGAUGAUCCACGUUUUUCUGAUUGGCUUGAAUAUUCAUUAACAACUGGUCGUGCUUAUUGUUUUUAUUGUCGUUUAUUUGUUGAAUCAAAUCGAAAUCGUGCUUUUUCACGUGAUGGUAUUAAAAAUUGGCGUAAAUGUUUAGGAUCACGUGGUCAGAAAAAGAAACGUCCAACACGAACGUCUAACUCUACUGAAGAUUUAAUAAUAUGUCAAAGACGUGGUUUAUUAGAAUCCCAUGCAAUGUCAGAAGCUCAUAAACAAUCUUAUACAAAAUAUCUUGCAUUCAUUAAUCGAAUGCAUUUUGAUACAGAAUCUACUGAAAAUAAUAAAAGUAAACAAUCAGGUAAAUAUAAAAUUUAA